Molecule: messenger RNA, 12950 nt
Organism: Hyla sarda
Lineage: Eukaryota; Metazoa; Chordata; Amphibia; Anura; Hylidae
Gene: TENM4
Product: teneurin transmembrane protein 4
Exons: 38
Coding region: 700-9369 (2889 amino acids)
Biological process (GO): signal transduction; heterophilic cell-cell adhesion; neuron development
Cellular component (GO): neuron projection; membrane
Molecular function (GO): protein heterodimerization activity; protein homodimerization activity; cell adhesion molecule binding
Source: RefSeq, a predicted model, not a curated record
GCAGGAUUGGUCCCUUCUCCUCAUUCAUGUAACCCGUGUGUGCGCCUCCGCUCUGUGUACAUGGACCUGGGAUCAGGAAUGGGCGACGUUGCAAAAGGAGAAUAUUAAAAAAAGAUACAAAUUAUCCGGUACGACGCCGGUGGGGGGGAUAGAACCGGAGCCUGCCGGGGUCGUGUGUGUGCUCUGCAAGGAAAAACCCUGAGCAGCAUCUUACAGGAAAACCAGGACAGCUCUGCUGUGUCUUUGCCGAGAAGGUUUUAUACUUGUCCGGUUGUGGAUUGGCGAUAGACCGGUGUGGAAGCCCCUCCGUAGAAGCCUACAGAAUGGCAUCUCUAUAGGGGACAUCAGAAUAGACAGCCUUGGGAUACAGUUUUGUAGAAGAACAUGGCCGAACAUUCAAGAAGCUCAUUGUAAGAUUUCUGAUAUUUCGGCAGAAGAGACGACGUUCCAUCUUGUUGUGGAUUUAAAGUUUACUCCAAGUAAAGGAAAACUUUGGAACUCUUCCCUGACGUUCCCCGAGGCGAUGUAGACCUCCAUUAUUAGAAGAGAAGAGACGCCUCUGGUGAAUGGGUUAUUCCUGAAUUCUGCAAAGGAAAGGACUUUGCAGCAGACAUUGGAGAAGGACCGGAUGUCUCACCCCCGUAAGCCCUUCGGUUCCUCUCACCCCUUCUGUUCAAUGUUGAGGAGAAGCACCGUGCCAUGGAUGUGAAAGAGAGGAAACCUUACCGAUCCCUGACCAGGCGGCGCGACACAGAGCGUCGAUAUACCAGUUCCUCAGCCGAGAGCGAUGAAAGCAAAGUACAACCGAAGUCUUACAGCUCCAGCGAGACUUUAAAAGCUUACGAUCAAGACUCAAGGCUGUCCUACAGCAAUCGAGUGAAGGACAUGGUCCAUCCGGAGGUCGAUGAGUUCUGCCGAUCUGGCGGAAGUUUCACUCUACAUGAGCUUGGUCUUGGUGAGGUCACACCGCCUCACGGAACACUAUACCGUACCGAUAUUGGCCUUCCACAUUGUGGCUAUUCCAUGACAGGUGAAAACGAUGCAGACACUGAAGCUGACUGCGUCCUAUCACCAGAUCACCCGGUGAGACUCUGGACAAGAAACACCAAGUCUGGACGGAGCUCUUGCUUGUCUAGUAGAGCUAACUCCAACCUGACCCUCACCGACACGGAGCACGAGAACACCGAAAAUGUAGGCCCCAACAGCUGGAAUUCCUGGUGGGACCUCCAGACAUCAGUACAAUACAGACUGAAUGACCUUCAAGAUGUGGAGUUAAUGAAUCCAGCUCUAGAACAGUGUUUCCCAACCACAGUCCUCGGGGACAGUCAACAGUUCCAGUUUUCAGGAUAUACUCACAGGAGCACAGGUCCUCCCUUGCAUUGUUCAUCUGCUUCAUCAACCCCAAUUGAACAAACCCCCUCCCCUCCCCCUACCCCAGGAACCAAUGGCUGCCAGAGGAGGCUGAUAGCCCAGCCAGCCCAGCACUCAGAGUCUGGAGAUUUUGCACACAAUUCACUCUUAGUUAAAAGUGGUUCUGCAAACCUGGGAGUCUCGGCUAAUGAUCAGCCGCUGGGCCUGCAGAACCAUUUGAGACUGAGAACGCCUCCCCCUCCGCUGUCUCACCCACCAAACCCCCACCAUGCAGCUUCCAUCAACUCCCUGAACAGGGGUAACUUCACCCCUCGUAGUAACCCAAGCCCCGCUCCUACGGAUCACUCACUGUCAGGAGAGCCCCCGGGCAGUGCCCAGGAGGCUAUCCAUGGUCAAGACAACUGGCUUCUCAACAGCAACAUCCCCCUGGAGACCAGAAAUAUAGCAAAGCAGACAUACCUAGAGACAUUGCAGGACAACCUCAUUGAGAUGGACAUCCUCCCCACCUCCCGACAUGACGGUGCUUACAAUGAUGGGCAUUUUCUCUUUAAACCAGGAGGUACAUCUCCCCUGUUUUGUACGACGUCACCGGGCUAUCCUCUGACCUCCAGCACUGUGUAUUCCCCGCCACCCCGUCCUCUUCCUCGAAGCACUUUCUCUAGACCUGCCUUUAACCUGCAGAAGCCGUACAAAUAUUGCAAUUGGAAAUGUGCCGCUUUAAGUGCUAUCAUUAUUUCUGUCACACUGGUGAUCCUCCUGGCCUAUUUCAUUGCCAUGCACCUUUUUGGUCUAAACUGGCACCUACAGCCGACGGAAGGGCAGAUGUAUGAGAUUACGGAAGACAGAGCCAGCAGUUGGCCUUUGCCAACGGACGUCACCUUGUAUCCCUCGGGGGGCACGGGGUUAGAAUUACCAGAAAGGAAAGCCAAAGCACCCAGUGAAGGAAAACCCAGCAACAUCUUUCCCGAUGACAGUUUUAUUGACUCCGGAGAACUGGAUGUGGGUCGGAGAGCAACACAGAAGAUUCCUCCUGGCAUAUUCUGGAGAUCCCAGGUCUUCAUAGACCAUCCUGUUCACCUCAAGUUCAAUGUGUCUUUGGGAAAGGCGGCUCUUGUCGGCAUUUAUGGUAGAAGAGGACUCCCACCGUCACACACACAGUUUGAUUUUGUGGAACUUUUGGAUGGAAGACGUCUGCUGUCACAAGAGGCGAGAAGCAUAGAGGGUCCUCAGAGGCUACACAGGGGGGUGGUCCCUUUAACAAGUCAUGAGACCGGAUUCAUCCAAUAUUUGGACUCUGGCAUCUGGCACUUGGCAUUUUAUAAUGACGGCAAAGAAUCUGAGGUGGUUUCCUUCCUCACGACGACCAUUGAAUCCGUGGAUGACUGUCCCAGUAACUGUUAUGGAAAUGGAGAAUGUGUUGCUGGAAAUUGCCACUGCUUCCUGGGGUUUCUUGGACCAGACUGUGGAAGAGCAUCCUGCCCCGUCUUGUGCAGCGGUAAUGGACAGUACAUGAAGGGAAGAUGUCUCUGCCACAGCGGCUGGAAAGGUGCUGAAUGCGACGUCCCCACGAACCAGUGCAUAGACGUGACCUGCAGCAACCAUGGCACCUGCAUCAUUGGGACGUGCAUCUGCAAUCCUGGCUACAAAGGAGAGAACUGUGAAGAAGUGGACUGUAUGGAUCCCACAUGUUCCGGGAGAGGUGUAUGUGUACAAGGAGUGUGUCACUGCGCCGUAGGCUGGGGCGGAACUAGCUGUGAGAACCCCCGCGCCACCUGUUUGGAUCAAUGUUCUGGACAUGGGACCUAUCAAGCCGAAACCGGUGUCUGCACCUGUGACCCCAACUGGACCGGUCAUGACUGCUCGAUAGAAAUCUGCGCGUCCGAUUGUGGCGGACACGGUAUGUGCAUCGGAGGCAGCUGCCGCUGUGAUGAGGGCUGGAUGGGCGCAGCUUGCGAUCAGAGGGCGUGUCACCCCCGCUGCAAUGAGCAUGGAACCUGUCGAGAUGGGAAGUGUGAAUGCAGCCCCGGAUGGAAUGGAGAGCACUGCACCAUUGCCCACUAUCUGGAUAAGGUAGUGAAAGAGGGAUGCCCUGGCUUGUGUAACGGGAACGGCAGGUGCACGCUGGACAUGAACGGCUGGAACUGCGUGUGUCAGCUGGGCUGGAGGGGCGCCGGUUGCGACACGUCCAUGGAGACCGCCUGCAGCGACGGCAAGGAUAACGAUGCCGACGGCCUGACAGAUUGCCUGGACCCCGAUUGCUGCCUGCAACAAUCCUGUCAGACCAACGCGUUGUGCCUGGGCUCCCCGGACCCUCUUGAUAUCAUCCAGGAAACACAAGCCCCCGUGUCCCAUCAGAACCUUCAGUCCUUCUAUCACCGGAUUAAAUUUUUGGUCGGCCGGGACAGCACGCAUUUCAUUCCUGCAGAAAACCCAUUUGAUGGAAGUCACGUGUGUGUUAUACGUGGUCAGGUGAUGACAUCAGAUGGGACCCCGCUAGUCGGUGUGAACGUCAGCUUUGUCAAUGCUCCUCUUCUGGGAUACACCAUCAGCAGACAGGACGGCAGCUUUGAUCUUGUAACCAAUGGCGGCAUCUCCAUCACCUUACGGUUUGAGCGGGCGCCGUUUAUCACGCAAGAACACACCCUCUGGUUGCCAUGGGACCGUUUCUUCGUCAUGGAAACGAUCACAAUGAGACUUGAAGAGAAUGAGAUUGCCAGCUGUGACCUGAGCAACUUUGCCCGACCGAAUCCUGUUCUCUCCCCUGCCCCAUUAACAGCGUUUGCCAGUUCGUGCUCAGAGAAGGGACCGAUUGUACCUGAAAUACAGGCCUUACAAGAAGAGAUUAAAAUCCCCGGAAGCAAAAUCAAACUGAACUAUUUGAGCACACGGAACGCGGGUUACAAGUCCGUCCUGAGGAUCAGCCUGACUCACCCCACCAUCCCAUUCAACCUCAUGAAGGUCCACUUGAUGGUGGCCGUCGAAGGUCGUCUCUUCAGAAAGUGGUUUGCCGCCGCCCCGGACCUCUCCUACUUCUUCAUUUGGGACAAGACGGACGUGUACAGUCAGAAGGUCUACGGCUUGUCUGAAGCUUUCGUGUCUGUAGGAUAUGAGUAUGAAUCCUGCCCCGACCUCAUCCUGUGGGAGAAGAGGACGGCCAUAUUACAGGGCUACGAGAUCGAGGCAUCCAAGCUGGGGGGAUGGUCUCUGGACAAACAUCACGCGCUCAAUAUACAGACCGGUAUCCUGCACAAAGGCAACGGAGAAAACCAGUUCAUCUCCCAACAGCCGGCUGUGAUCGGGAGCACCAUGGGCAAUGGGCGCCGCCGUAGCAUCUCCUGUCCUAGCUGUAAUGGUUUAGCAGAUGGUAACAAACUCUUGGCACCAGUUGCCCUAACUUGUGGUCCUGAUGGAAGCCUCUACGUUGGAGACUUUAACUACAUCCGAAGAAUCUUCCCUUCCGGCAAUGUCACCAACAUCCUGGAGCUGAGAAAUAAAGAUUUCAGACACAGCCACAGCCCUGCCCAUAAAUAUUACUUGGCUACAGACCCAGUCACCGGCGCCAUCCUGUUGUCCGACACCAACAGCCGACGGGUGUACAAGAUAAAGUCAACCACAGUUAUGAAGGACGUCGUGAAGAAUUCAGAAGUGGUGGCAGGAACUGGAGACCAAUGUUUACCUUUUGACGACACACGUUGUGGCGAUGGUGGGAAGGCCAUUGAAGCUUCUCUUAACAACCCUAGAGGCAUCACCGUGGAUAAAUACGGCCUCAUUUACUUUGUGGAUGGCACCAUGAUAAGACGCAUCGACCAAAACGGCAUCAUCUCCACCCUCCUCGGCUCCAACGACUUGACCUCGGCCAGACCUCUGAGCUGCGACUCCAUUAUGGAUAUUUCACAGGUUCGUCUUGAAUGGCCGACUGACUUAGCAGUGAACCCAAUGGAUAAUUCGCUCUACGUCCUUGACAACAACGUGGUGUUACAAAUCUCUGAAAACCACCAGGUGCGCAUUGUGGCAGGAAGGCCAAUGCACUGCCAGGUUCCGGGCAUUGACCACUUCUUACUCAGCAAAGUAGCCGUUCAUGCCACACUGGAGGCCGCCACCGCUUUGGCCGUAUCGCAUAAUGGGAUUUUAUACAUUUCUGAAACUGACGAUAAGAAGAUUAACAGGAUCAGGCAGGUCACCACCAAUGGGGAGAUCUCUUUGGUGGCUGGGGCUCCGAGUGGUUGCGAUUGUAAGAAUGAUGCCAGCUGCGAAUGCUUCUCUGGGGAUGAUGGCUAUGCCAAAGAUGCAAAGUUAAACUCCCCGUCGUCUCUUGCCGUGUGUGCCGAUGGAGACUUGUAUGUGGCCGACCUUGGAAAUAUCCGGAUACGCUUCAUCCGUACCAAUAAACCUUUCCUCAACAGUCAGAACAUGUAUGAGGUGUCUUCUCCUAUUGACCAGGAAUUGUACCUAUUCGACACGACUGGCCGACACCUCUACACUCAGAGCCUGACCACUGGAGAUUAUCUCUACAACUUUACCUACACUGCAGACGGGGAUCUUACCCUCAUAACAGACAACAAUGGGAAUACGCUGAACGUUAGACGAGAUUCCACUGGCAUGCCUCUCUGGUUGGUGGUACCUGAUGGACAAGUCUUCUGGUUGACAAUCGGCACCAACAGUGCUCUUAAGAGUGUGUCUGAACAGGGCAAUGAGCUGGCCAUGAUGACGUAUCACGGAAAUUCGGGUCUUCUAGCCACCAAAAGCAACGAGAAUGGCUGGACAACAUUCUACGAAUAUGACAGUUUCGGUCGCCUGACCAACGUCACGUUCCCCACCGGGCAGGUCAGCAGCUUCCGCAGCGACACAGACAGCUCAGUCCACGUCCAGGUGGAGACAUCGAAUAAAGAAGAUGUUACCAUAACAACCAACCUGUCAGCAUCUGGAGCUUUUUACACUCUGUUGCAAGAUCAAGUAAGGAACAGUUACUACAUUGGGGCAGAUGGAUCCUUAAGGCUCAUUCUAGCCAAUGGCAUGGAGGUCGCCCUUCAGACAGAACCUCACCUUCUUGCCGGUACAGUGAACCCCACUGUUGGGAAACGGAACGUCACCCUGCCCAUAGACAAUGGCCUAAACCUGGUGGAGUGGCGACAGCGCAAGGAGCAGGCACGCGGACAGGUCACUGUUUUUGGUCGCCGCCUCAGGGUCCACAAUAGAAAUCUACUGUCUUUGGAUUUUGAUCGCGUCACAAGAACCGAGAAGAUCAAUGAUGACCACAGGAAAUUUACACUUAGGAUUCUGUAUGACCAGGCCGGUAGGCCCAGUCUGUGGUCUCCGUCCAAUGGCCUGAGUGGAGUAAACGUGACUUACUCUCCGGGGGGUCAUGUGGCAGGAAUUCAGAGAGGAACCAUGUCCGAGAGAAUGGAAUAUGACCAAGCUGGAAGAAUCAUAUCCAGGACCUUUGCCGAUGGAAAGUCAUGGACCUAUACCUACCUUGAGAAGUCCAUGGUAUUACUACUUCAUAGUCAGAGACAAUACAUCUUUGAGUUCGAUAAAAACAACCUCCUGUCUUCUGUCACUAUGCCCAACGUGGCCCGACAAACAUUGGAAACCAUCCGCUCCAUAGGGUAUUAUCGGAAUAUUUACCGGCCCCCUGAGGGCAAUGCUUCCAUUAUCCAGGACUUCUCAGAGGAAGGACAGAUGCUGCAAACUCUGUACAUGGGUACUGGGAGACGAGUGAUCUACAAGUAUGGGAAACUAUCAAAACUUGCUGAGAUCUUGUAUGACACCACUAAGAUAGCGUUCACGUAUGAUGAAGCCGCUGGUAUGUUGAAGACGGUCAACUUGCAAAACGAUGGAUUUACAUGCACAAUUCGUUACCGGCAGAUAGGACCUCUGAUUGACCGUCAGAUUUUCCGAUUUACGGAGGAAGGAAUGGUCAAUGCCAGAUUUGACUAUAACUAUGACAACAGUUUCCGGGUCACCAGUAUGCAGGCAGUCAUCAAUGAGACCCCACUUCCCAUUGACCUGUACAGGUACGAUGACGUAUCUGGCAAAACUGAACAAUUUGGCAAGUUUGGAGUUAUUUAUUAUAAUAUCAACCAGAUAAUCACCACGGCAGUCAUGACUCAUACAAAACAGUUUGACACCUAUGGGCGGGUACGGGAAUUGCAGUAUGAAAUAUUCAGAUCUAUGAUGUUUUGGAUGAUGUUGCAGUAUGAUAACAUGGGUAGAGUGGUGAAGAAGGAGCUAAAGGUUGGACCCUAUGCAAACUCCACAAGAUACACCUAUGAAUAUGACAGCGAUGGACAGUUACAGACAGUGUUUGUCAACGACAAGCAACAAUGGAGAUAUAAUUAUGACCUGAAUGGAAAUUUGCACUUGUUAAACCCAGGAAACAGCAUCCGCCUCAUACCACUAAGAUACGAUUUAAGGGAUCGAAUCACCAGACUGGGAGACGUUCAGUAUCGGAUGGAUGAAGACGGCUUCCUCAAGCAGAGAGGGAGUGAUGUUUUCGAGUACAGCUCUGCUGGUCUCCUUGUUAAAGCUUAUAGUAAAAUCAGCGGCUGGAGUGUAAAGUAUCGAUAUGAUGGUCUAGGAAGGAGAAUUUCCCGAAAAACCAACAAUGGUCAACAUUUACAGUUCUUCUAUGCUGACCUUGCCAACCCCACUAGGAUCACACACUUCUACAACCAUACCAGUUCUGAGAUAGCCUCUCUAUAUUACGACCUGCAAGGCCAUCUCUUUGCCAUGGAACUAAGCAGUGGGGAUGAGUUUUACAUUGCUUGUGACAACAUUGGUACUCCCAUGGCUGUCUUCACCGGUUCUGGACUCAUGAUCAAACAGAUUCUUUACACUGCCUAUGGUGAGAUCUACCUGGACUCAAAUCCUAACUUUCAGAUUAUUAUAGGCUACCAUGGUGGACUCUUUGACCCUCUGACUAAGCUCAUCCACAUGGGGCGUCGGGAAUAUGAUGUACUAGCUGGUCGAUGGACCAGUCCUGACCAUGAUAUAUGGAAGCAGCUUACCACUACCAACAUAAUGCCCUUCAACCUGUACAUGUUUAAAAACAACAACCCUGUGAGCCGAUCCCAGGAUACAAAAUGCUAUAUGACCGAUGUCAACAGUUGGCUGCUCACCUUUGGUUUCCAGCUACACAACGUGAUCCCUGGUUACCCCCGGCCAGAAACUGAUGCUAUGGAACCAUCUUAUGAAUUGAUCAACACACAGAUGAAGACCCAGGAGUGGGAUAACAGCAAGUCAAUCCUGGGUGUGCAAUGUGAGGUGCAGAAGCAGCUUCAAGCAUUCGUCACUCUAGAAAGGUUCAACCCUGUCUACAGGUCCCCCAUCGCUGGCUGUCGCUUAGGAAAAGGCAGUAAAAAGUUUGCCACCGUUGCCUCCAUCUUUGGGAAAGGGGUGAAGUUUGCAAUGAAGGAUGGCCGCGUCACCACCGACAUCAUUAGUGUGGCCAACGAGGAUGGGAGACGAAUUGCUGCCAUUUUGAACAAUGCUCAGUAUUUGGAGAACUUACAUUUCACCAUCGAUGGUGUUGAUACUCAUUAUUUUAUUAAGCAAGGACCCUCGGAAAGCGACCUGUCUAUUUUAGGGCUAAGUGGUGGCAGGAGAACCUUGGAGAAUGGGGUCAAUGUGACCGUGUCUCAAAUCAACACGGUUCUUGGGACAAGGACUAGACGAUAUACAGACAUUCAGUUACAAUAUGGCACCUUGUGCCUCAACACUCGUUACGGGACCACCCUGGACGAGGAGAAGGUUCGUGUCCUGGACCUGGCCAGACAAAAGGCAGUGUCUCAGGCAUGGCUCAAAGAGCAACAGAGACUUCGAGAUGGUGAGGAGGGUCUCCGAGCAUGGACAGAAGGAGAAAAACAGCAGUUACUGAGCACAGGUCGGGUUCAGGGCUACGAUGGUUAUUAUGUCAUUUCCGUGGAGCAAUAUCCGGAACUCUCAGACAGCCCAAACAACAUCCAUUUUAUGAGACAGAGUGAAAUGGGCAGAAGGUGACAUAGACGGUCAUUGUGUUGACUUCUUGCCAAAGACAGCUACUGUGGUGGCCGCAUACCCGAACUGUGUUGUAAUCAAGCCUUUUUUGUAAGAAAACAUAAGUAAAUAACUAAAAAAAAUUAAAUAAAUGCGAAAAACAAAAUUAAAAAAAAUUGGACCUGGAACAAAAAGAAGCGGUCUUGCGGUUGAAAUUGCAACUUUUUUGUUUUUAAUUUUUAAUUUUUUAAAUAAUAAAGUUGGCCUUCACAUGUGUUGAAAAUGAGGGGAAGGUGUUUUGCUGUAGCGUGAUCACAGUGACUUUUUUUUUCGUUCCCUUCUGAGGAAUUCAAGCAAGGAGUGUCAAAACAGUACGGUCUAGAUUGCAAAAUACGAAACAAAAAAAUGUUUUUUUUUUGUUUGUUUUCUUCUUUUUUUUUUUUUUUUAUUCGGAUGUCUGUGCGGAAAGUUUGUAUCAUCAUCUCAACUCUGGAGCAGGGAUCAACGCGCCUUCAAAGAACAAGACGAAGUGGACAAAAAAAAUCUAUUCAGCUCUAACUUUUUUGGAGAACUGAAAUUUGCCUUGAUUUUAACCAAAACUGUUCAUAUCAUUUACUUUGUGUCAUGAUACAGUAUGCGGGAGAAUGGAUUCAUGGAUUCUCUGUCCCCAAUGUGUUGCUUGUGUUACAUUUCAAAUACAGUUGAUAGUAUUUUCCCUUCCCUUCCCUUCCCCAAAAAGUUUGGAUGAGACUUGAGACGGCUCAGCUUUGUGUACCCCCCCCUCCCCCAAAUAACUCGAAAUGGGCUAUGGGACCCAACAAUAUCAACAUUUCUUGUGCCUCUAGAGGACAGCAGGACUUUCUCCACUUUCACUUGGGACACAAAGUGUUUUUGGGGAUCCCGGUGUAGACAUAGCUACUGGACCACAAACUUGACAUGACCAAGAGUUUUAAUAGAUGAUGUCUGUUUGUUUUUUAUUUUAAUUUUUUUAAUGUUUUUUGUGGUUUAUGUUUGAGUGUGCUCAUGUGCUCGCAGCAGAGGCAGCCAUUCUAUGUCUACAAGUCAGGGACAUCAACCAGCGGACCCCUGCCUCGCUGGUUCCUAGUUCCCAGGACAGCCGGUAAAAAUGGCUGCCAGCACUUAUAUUUCUGAAGGCGUUCUCUGCCGUUCCUUCUCGGAGGAACAUCAUCUCAUCCAUCGGUCGCUGAAUGUGUUAUGUACAUUUCCUUUCAGAACCAUCCAGACUGUUCUUCCCUGCUGUUCAGCUACAACGCUCAUGGACCUUGGCCAAGCAAAAAUGCAAACUCUAUUGGCAGGGGCGUGAUUAUUUUUUAAUUUAUAUAUUUUUAUUUUUCUUUUUUUUUCUUUUCUAUUUAACUGACAGCUGUAUUGUUGGGAAUGGAUGUGUCGAAGUAAUGGGUUAAUUCAGACUCCUUUCUAACUUACUGGCCCUGUAUUGGUGCUCACUUAGAUCUUCUCUGCCAAACUAUUGAGAGUCCUCGGUAGAAAAUCACUGGGCUCAUAAGGACAAUUGUUUUUCUACUAAGGAGAACCAUAUAUUCCAUGGUAAAUAUUUAAUGAAUCCUCCUCCAAUAUCAUUUCCCCUUGGCUUUCACUUUUUUGGGUCAAGAAAUUUUUACCAAAAAUUUUUAAGAAAAAGAAAAAAAUAAUCUUUCCUGUGGGAAAUGAUUCACCCCAUACAUAAUAACUAUAAUACGCACAAUGGGGUGUUUUAGGGUUAAAAAAUAAACUUAGCUGCUUAAUUCCACAAACAGUGCCACACCUAUCCAUGGGUUGUGUCUGGUAUUACAACUCGACUAAUCAACUAAUCCCGGUAAACCUUUAACUAUGCUUGAGGAAAUGGACCCUAAAGAGCAAUUCUGCUGGUCAAUCAGAUCAAUAUCCUCGUCCGUAAGGGGCAAUAUUACAGUAGUGAAUAAUAAUGUUAGGCACUUUAUGGCUCUGUAAGGCUCCCCCUUACAGAACCACAACCCCAUGACGGACCCAGCACUCAAGAAACUCCUCGACCAAUGGUAAACUCCAUUCACCUAUAGUGGGGUCUACUAGAUGCAGUAUUCAAUGCAUUCAGUGCAAUUAUCAAAAAGAUGGAGUCUGCUAAAGAGGCUACUAAUGGAGCCUCCAAUACAAAUGUCAAUAGAGUCUUAGACAUUUACUUGGCUGAUUCUCCAAAUUGUAGUUAAAACCAUUGUUCCUUCCUCCCGCCCAUUGAAAUUAGCCUUCUUAAAGGGAUCUCCACUUAAAAAUUCUUCUGACUUGUGUUUUUUUGGGGUAAAAAUAUCAGGAUAAAUAGACAGAUAACAUAUAACUGUUGUCAUUUUCCUUUCCUGGAUCAUACCAAGUACAUUAUCUACUAGGGGACGACAAUGUGCACAAGCUCUUCCUAUCUUAAACACAGAAUGACAUCUGUGCUCCAUUAUAGGGCAUGACCGCGGUGAAUUUUGGCAGAGGAUAAAAUGUUUUGGUGAAAUAAAAAUUUUGAAAGGUUUUUGCAUCAUUCUGGUUAAUUUCAGUUAAAAGGGGUUCUCUGCCCCUAGAUAUCCUAUCCCCUAUCCACAGCUCCCUAGCGGUGGGACCCAAGCGAUCUCAUCUGCGGCACCCCAGACAUCUGGUGCACUGAGCAAACUUUGCUCUGUGCCAGAUGACUGGUGAUAGGGGGCGGAGGCUCGUCACGCCCGUUCGUGACGUCACGGCCACGCCCCCUCAAUGCAAGUCUGACAUCACGAGCGGGCUUGGCCGUGACAUCACGAGCCUCUGGCGCUGCACCCGACGCUCUAAAUGAACGCCGGGUGCUGCAAGGUGAGCGCGGGGGUCCCCUGCGACCAGACAUCAUAUCCCCUAUCUGAAGGAUAGGGGAUAAGAUAUCUAGGGGCGGAGUACCCCUUUAAGAUGUUAGUCCUGGGCACUAUGAUACUAAACGGCACUAUAAAGUAUUCAUUGCAUUACAGUCAUCAGACCACAGGCCACUAGUUAGGCCAGUAAGUGGAAUAUAAGGGUUCAGGCUAUGUGUUUAGCCCCCGAGGGUCCGUUCCUACCCCCACCCCCCCCGUCCCAUGUUUCACUUUACAGUAUUUGUCCGUUUUCUCUUUUCCUCUUAUGCUAACUCGCGCCUGUGGUCAAUACGAGAAAAAAUCCUCCACUGCUUUAAUGGGUCACUUCCCUCCCGUUCCUUCUAGAAUUACCGAAUUAAAGCCAUGGGGUUCCUUCAUGGCCCAGAGCAGCGAUCGUAACGCUUCUCUUCUGAUUUAUUGAGGUUGAUGGUAGAUAAGGAGCAUCUGAUGUGGCCACCGAAUAUUAGCGGCUGGAUCCUGUUACAAACGAGUCUGAGCUUCCUGUAAAAACAUCUCCAUGGGAUGGGGACUGUGUAGAUAGAAGUGUUUACCGGUUAUCCCUUUACUGGUUAUUCUGUGUCUUGUAAAAAAGAAAAAAAAAAAGAAAAAACAAAAAGAAAAACUUAGAGAUGUUAUUUUGUAACAAAAAAGUGAAAAAAUACAAUAAAAAUAUUAUAGUGAUGAGAGAAUAAAAGUAAUUUAAUAAAAAGGACUCUUUAUUAUUAUUAUUAUUUUUAUCAGCUUCUGUCUAUGAAA